UAAAUGGCUCUUUCGACUUUACUGUUUAAUUCGUAGCAUAUCUUUGAGAAAAAAAAAGAACCGAUUCGUUCCUAAAGCGACAUACGGGCGGGUCAAACUACACUGCGUAUUAUCGACUAUCAGGUUGUUUGAUUCCCUUGGGUAAUUGUUGCACAGAGAGAACCAUGUCUGGCAAGGUCGCUGUAGUCACAGGAGCUAACAAGGGCAUCGGACUGGCCAUAGUGAAAGGACUUUGUAAAGCAGGAUACGAUGGAGAUGUUCUCCUCACCGCUCGAAAUGAAGCGCUGGGAAAGGAGGCAUUAGAGCUGGUGAAAGCCGAGGGUUUCAAAAAUGUCGUCUUUCACCGACUCGACAUCUGCGACCAAAGCAGCUCACUGGCGCUCGGAAAGUUUCUGAAAGAGAAAUACGGAGGCCUGGAUGUGCUCAUCAACAACGCGGGAAUCGCUUACAAAGUAAAAGCCACUGAGCCUUUUGGUGAACAGGCUGAAGUCACCAUGCGCACCAACUUUUGGGGAACACUGUGGGUGUGCCAUGCUCUGUUCCCCCUGCUGAGGCCUAAUGCUCGUGUGGUCAAUGUAUCCAGUAUCGCUAGCAAGUGGUCUCUGGAUAAAUGUAGCCCAGAACUCCAGGAAAAGUUGAGAAGAACAGACAUGGCAGAUGAGGAGCUCUGCUUAAUGAUGGGGGAGUUUGUCACUGCUGCACAGAGUGGCGCUCAUGAGGCUCAGGGCUGGCCAAACACUGCUUAUGGUACUACUAAGAUCGGUGUAACUGUUCUUUCAAGGAUCCAGGCACGAGUUCUUAGUGAAACCAGGUCUGGUGAUGGCAUUCUCCUCAAUGCCUGCUGCCCAGGCUUGGUUAGAACAGACAUGGCUGGUCCAAAUGCCACCAAGAGCCCAGAGGAAGGAGCAGAAACCCCAGUGUACCUGGCAUUGUUGCCAGCUGGAGCCAAGGAGCCACAUGGACAGUUGGUUUGGGACAAAGUGGUGCGGGAAUGGUAGAAGGGGGAAAAAUAGUAUAAAUAAUGUAAACAGCAGUGAAUGUUUUAAAAAUAAAAAAUACAAAAAAUUGUCCCUAA
Clarias gariepinus (North African catfish) is the source of this 1075-nucleotide messenger RNA. It is a transcript of the gene cbr1l, whose product is annotated as carbonyl reductase 1-like. Gene Ontology annotation, molecular function: carbonyl reductase (NADPH) activity. NCBI's taxonomy places the organism in Eukaryota, Metazoa, Chordata, Actinopteri, Siluriformes, Clariidae. The transcript is spliced from 4 exons. Bases 165 to 998 code for a protein of 277 amino acids. The record is from RefSeq and is a predicted model, not a curated record.